UACAGUUGUUUGUACGUUUUUCCUUCGAAGUGUAUAAUAUUUAUCUGUGAUGUUUCCUUUUAAAAGUGAAUUAGCAAAUUCUGUAAGACAUGGACCCAUUAUAAAAUGGUUAUUACGGCAUACAACACAAAUGUGUGAACUUCAAAGAAUAUGUUAUGGAGAACUACCUGGAGCACCAAGAACACUAGCUAUAGAGGAAUCUCUUAAAUUAUCUAGAAAUCCUAACAUUAAAACUCUUAUAGGCUACUUGAAUGAUUUUGCUGAUCAACGUGCACUCAAGGGAAAAACGAGACAUAAAAUUUUCAAAGAAGCAAUUGCAACUGUGUUGGUGACUAAGAAAGUAAAUCCAACAGCUCAUCCUGACUUUGCCAAAUCAUUUGGUAAAUGUAUACUGUUAAUUUGGGGCUAUAGACAACUUUGUGUGGAAUGUGAAGAACUUAGGAAAACACCUUAUGAUGCUGACAAUCUAUUGCAUGAAUUCUCGUUAUUAAACAUAUGGAAUCUUUUGAUGCCUGAUGAGUGUUUAGAUGCUAGAGUUACCAAACAAUGGCAACACAUUGGCUUUCAGGGUGAUGACCCAAAAACUGAUUUCCGUGGAAUGGGAAUUUUGGGAUUAGAAAAUCUACUUCAUUUUGCUAAAGAAUACCCUAGUGCUGCAAGACACGUAUUAUCACAUUCAACACAUCCACGUUAUGGUUAUGCAUUUGCCAUAGUUGGAAUAAAUUUAACAAGUAUGGCUCUAAGAUUAUUAAAAGAUGGAAGUGCCAAGCCUUUUAUUUAUAGUUUCUCAAAGGACUUUCCAACAAUUCGUGCAUUUCAUUCCUUUUAUUGCUAUCUUUUCUAUAAAUUCGAUAGUUUUUGGAUUGAUUCAAAACCAAGUAAUAUGAUGGAAUUUUCAUCCAUACAAGAAAAAUUUGAAAAUAGUAUCAGAAUAGCACUAGCUAACCCAUCAACGGUCUUUAAGAUAAAUAUAUCAGUAGAUAAUGUUUAA
This is a messenger RNA of Eufriesea mexicana, 991 nucleotides long. RefSeq names its product ELMO domain-containing protein 2. Gene Ontology annotation, molecular function: GTPase activator activity. The transcript is spliced from 2 exons. The coding region runs from base 50 to 991 and encodes 313 amino acids. The record is from RefSeq and is a predicted model, not a curated record. NCBI's taxonomy places the organism in Eukaryota, Metazoa, Arthropoda, Insecta, Hymenoptera, Apidae.